AUGCAGCUCGAGCAGGAAUUCCAGGCGCGUAUUGCCCAAGCAAAAGAAGCAGCACGUUUAGCUUCAAUUGAUGCAGCUGCACGAAGCUCUAACGUAUCAAAUAGACUGUCAUUUGCAUCAACUGUAGCCACUUCUGAUGUUCCAGUCCAUCAUGUACCAAAUGCUGACUCAUUUACGACUUCGAUCGAGUCAUUUUCAAUGGAAAACGUCCCUUUUGAGGUUAAAAAUCGUAUUGAUCGACUUGUAGAAUUUGUGGCUCGUAACGGGGACGUAUUUGAAGCCACUGCUCGAAAAAGGGAACGAGAGAAUCCAGAUUUUGCGUUUUUGAGACCAGGUGGACCCUUUUCAGCUUAUUAUCAAUGGAAAAAGCAGCAAAUGUGUCGACAUUCCUCUCCUGCCGCAGCUUUUACUUCUUCGGACCCUCCACGAUCAUCAUUUGAUGCCUCAAGUGCUACUGCAUCGACUCUAUUGGGUACAACUGAUCCUCUGGGAGAAAUGUCAGUGGGAGCAAUGGCUAAUGUUUGCAAGUAUGCAAGAGCCAGUGGGGUCCAGACGUAUACUCCAAUCCCUCAUGAUGUUAUCAGGAAUGUGGGGAAUUUGCCUCCCGUGGAACCAGCACGACUGGAAAUCCGAAUGUCCGAGUUUUAUCGACAUGAAAAGAAAAGUAAUCGACGAGAUUGA
Peronospora farinosa is the source of this 681-nucleotide messenger RNA. Lineage: Eukaryota; Oomycota; Peronosporomycetes; Peronosporales; Peronosporaceae. The record is from the annotation of a GenBank genome assembly.